AUGCCCAUCAUCAUCGGAGUAGACGUGGGUGGGACAAACACCGAUGCAGUGGCUACUGACCUAGCCCUGAGCCACGCGAGUCCUGCAGACAGCAUUAUUGCUCACUGCAAGAUCCCAACUACGCCAGAUACAAGCAAAGGCAUAGGAGAAGCCUUGAGAGAAGUUCUUGAGCAGCUUCCGUCAACUGCACGCAGCGACAUUACGGCUGUCAACAUUGGCACUACGCAUUUUAUCAAUGCGGUUGUUGAGAAAGAUGCGAGCAAACUGACCAAGGUUGCUAUCUUGCGGCUCUGUGGCCCCUACGCAAGAGAGGUUCCACCAUUUGCAGGUCUACCUGACGAUCUUCGACCACUUGUCGAAGGCUUCAGUGCAUGGUUGCCCGGUGGCUUGGAGAACUCGGUUUUCCACCAGGAAGAACACGUCCGUGAUAUUCUUCGUUCGGUCUUGGGUACGACAGUACACAUCACUCUAUCACACGAAGUCGCGGGAAUUGGUUUCAUCGAGAGAGAAAACGCCACUAUUCUCAAUGCUACGAUCCUGCCCUUUGCCAAGAAAACAAUCAAGCAGUUCCAACAAUCUUUAAGAGGGCUGAGACUGUCCGCAAGUCUGUUUUUGACCAGAAAUGAUGGCACUCUCAUAAGCGCCGAUGAUGCCGCUAAUCUACCUGUUUCAACUUUUAUUUCUGGCCCCACGAACUCUCUGACUGGGGCAGCCUUUCUUGCUGGUGCGAAGAACGGUCUGGAGAACGGAGCACUGAUCCUGGACAUCGGCGGAACGACCUCGGAUGUCUGUGCCCUAGAGCCAUCCGGUCUACCACGACCGGCCGCCGCCAUAUCACAUCUAGCUGGGGUGCGGACGAAUUUUGCGGUCCCGGAUGUGCGUAGCAUAGGUGUGGGAGGCGGUUCACUCGUCCAAAUAGGCAACUCUGGAGCUGUUACCGUAGGACCGCAGUCCGUGGGGAAACAUCUUGUCACUAAGGCUCGUGUCUUCGGAGGAUCUGUACUAACCGCGACCGAUAUUAUUGUUGCUGCAGGUCUCCAAGGACUUGGUGACAGAUCUCAGAUUUCUACCGUCUCAAAGUCAGUCGUCAAUCUCGCCAAAGCUCAAAUUCAACUGCUCCUGGAGCGCGUUAUAGAUGAAAUGAAGACGUCUGAGGCGGAUGUUCCGAUCAUUCUUGUUGGCGGUGGAAGUAUUCUUUGUCCAGAUAACCUCAAAGGUGUUUCUCACAUCAUUAGGCCAGCAUUUUCUCACGUUGCCAAUGCUGUCGGUGCCGCAAUGGCUAAAGUUUCAGGCGUGGUGAACACGAUCGUAAACCUCACAGACGACAAGUCGGAAGAUGAAGCCAUCGCGCGAGCGCGGGCCCAAGCUAUUUCUCAGGCUGAAGAGAAUGGCGCGGAGAAUGCUGAGGUGGUCGAGGAGAUUAUUUUACCCGUCCCUUAUGUCAACACAAGGUCACGGCACAUUGUCGUUCGAGCAGCGGAUCUAGACUUCAUAGCAGAUGGCUGUGCUAUCCUUGGAUGUGGUGGUGGCGGCGACACUUACGCAAGCUAUCUCAGCGUAAAGAAACUCCUCGCAGCGGGCGAAGUGGUGAAUAUAAUAUCGCCAGAUACGCUACCCGAUAAUGGCUUUAUCCCAGCCGUAGCAGUCAUGGGUUCCCCGAGUACCUUUUCUGAAAGGCUCCCCUCUGGUGAAGAACUGAAGAACUCGGUAGAUGCCGUUUUACGCUCGCAAAACAAAAGCGUGUCAGACUUGACGGCCGUAAUGAGUCUCGAGAUCGGCGGAUCUAAUGGAAUGCGAGGCAUACAGGCCGCGUUAUGGACCAAGAAACCGCUUGUCGACGCCGACCUCAUGGGACGGGCGUAUCCCAACCUUUGGCAAGUUACGCCUAACAAUGCCGGCAUAUCUCUUGCACCAGCUGCGGCAUCAGAUGCUAAAGGCAAUACACUAGUUCAAGUUCAAGCUAGUUCCAAUAAGGAUGUCGAAGACAUGCUUCGUGCCAUAUGCGUACAGAUGGGUCAAGCCGCAGGUAUAUCCCUUGGGGCUCUUACAGGUCAGCAAGUGAAGAGUACAGCAGCCCAGCGCUCAUUCUCGCUUGCAUGGCGUCUCGGUCGGGCCGUGAAAAUUGCACGACUAGAGAAACGCGACAUUGUGGAUGGCAUCCUUUCAACUUACCCCGGCAGGAGGAUUCUCACCGGCAAGAUCACUCGAGUGACGCGCGACGUUCGUGGCGCAUUCACAGAAGGCUCAAUUGAGAUUGUGCCUUUCUCGGAAUCGAACGCGUCGGCACAACAGACGAAUGAAUCUCGAAAGGCGAAUAGCAGUUUCAAGAUCACCUUCCAGAACGAAAAUAUCCAUGCCUUUGAUACUGACAGCCAGAAGACCUUGGCUAGCGUUCCAGAUUUGAUAUGUGUCCUCGAUGCGGAGGAUGGUCGAGCACUGGGCACCCAGGACUACCGAUAUGGACUACGUGUCCAUGUAUUUGCUCUGGUUGGAAGCCCACAGUGGACACAAGGCGAAGGUCUUAAGAACGGUGGUCCCGAAGCUUUUGGGUAUGUGACGUUAUUUCAAAAUGCACACUUCCUCAGUUAUGCAAAGUCUAAUAUGAGUGUUAUCUAG
Molecule: messenger RNA, 2616 nt
Organism: Phaeoacremonium minimum UCRPA7
Lineage: Eukaryota; Fungi; Ascomycota; Sordariomycetes; Togniniales; Togniniaceae
Product: putative hydantoinase oxoprolinase protein
Exons: 6
Coding region: 1-2616 (871 amino acids)
Biological process (GO): glutathione metabolic process
Cellular component (GO): cytosol
Molecular function (GO): 5-oxoprolinase (ATP-hydrolyzing) activity
Source: RefSeq, a predicted model, not a curated record